AUGGAGGUACGUGUACGGAUGGUGUUAAUGAUUAUACAUGUGCCUGUGUUGAGGGGUGGUCGGGGAAGAAUUGUGAAACAGGUACGUGAAGCAGAUAUAAACGAGUGCAUCAGUGGCCCGUGUCAGAAUGGUGCAACCUGUAUCGAUGACGUCAACGGAUAUAGGUGUGAGUGCGCAGCAGGCUGGGAAGGAGAAUAUUGCGCUACAGCUUCCGAUUUUUGUGCUAGUGGUCCAUGUAAAGAAGGCGCUACGUGUAUCAAUAGCAAUGAUGGAUAUGAAUGUUACUGCCCAUCUGGAUAUGUUAAUGACGUAUGCACCACUGUUGAAGACCAUUGUACAAGUGGUCCAUGUGAGAAUGGUGGCACGUGUCUAAAUACCGGUGAUGGUUAUGAAUGUCGAUGUCCCCCUGGUUAUGAAAGAACGAACUGUGAAACAGAUACCGAUGAAUGUGCUAGUGGUCCUUGUCAAAACUCUGGGACAUGCAUCGAUGCUAUGAAUAUGUAUAACUGUCAAUGUUCAGACGGUUUUAUGGGCGUUAACUGUGAAAUAGAUAUCAAUGAAUGCGACAGCAAUCCAUGUAAAAACGGAGCUACAUGUGAAGAUGCCAUCAAUAUGUACACAUGUACUUGCACGGAAGGAUACACUGGGGUCAACUGCCAGACAGUUGUGGUGGUGGUGAACGCAUGCUCAGAAGAACCUUGUCAAAAUGGCGGAACUUGCACCGAUGUUGACGAUGGUUAUACUUGCACGUGUUCCAGUGGCUAUACAGGAACCAACUGCCAAACAGACAUAAAUGAAUGCGUUAGCGGGCCUUGUCGUAAUGAAGGGACUUGUGUCGACGGGGUCAAUGGAUUUACGUGUGAGUGUGCAGCUGGAUGGGAAGGAGAGCUUUGUGAAACCGCCAUCGACUUUUGUGCGAGUGGUCCAUGUAAGGAAGGAGCUACGUGCAUUAACAACAAUAGCAAUGAUGGAUAUGAAUGUUACUGCCCAUCUGGAUAUGUUAAUGACGUAUGCACUACAGUUGAAGACCAUUGUACAAGUGGCCCUUGUGAGAAUGGUGGCACGUGUCUAAAUACCGGUGAUGGUUAUGAUUGUCGUUGUCCCUCUGGGUACGAAGGUAUAAACUGUGAAACAGUUAUUCCUGUAGAUGAAAAUGACUGUUUAAGUGAACCAUGUCAAAAUGGCGGAACCUGUGAAGACGGCGAUGCAGCGUAUACCUGUACUUGUUUAAGUGGAUACACUGGUGUAAACUGUCAAACAGCUACCGACUUUUGUGCGAGCGGUCCAUGUAAGGAAGGAUCUACGUGUAUCAAUAGCAAUAAUGGAUAUGAAUGUUAUUGCCCAUUGGGAUAUGUCAAUGACGUUUGCACCACAGUGGAGGACCAUUGCGCAAGCGGGCCAUGUGAGAAUGGUGGCACGUGUCUAAAUACCGGCGAUGGUUAUGAAUGUCGAUGUCCCCCUGGUUAUGAAGGAACAAACUGUGAAACAGAUAUAAAUGAAUGCGCUAGUGGUCCUUGUCAAAAUGCUGGCAUAUGUACUGACGAUGUGAACAGGUAUAGCUGUCAGUGUAGGGAUGGUUUUAAGGGCGUUAACUGUGAAAUAGUUAUUCCUGUAGAUGAAAAUUACUGUUUAAGUGAACCAUGUCAAAAUGGCGGAAUCUGUGAGGAUGGCGAUACUGAGUAUACGUGCACCUGUUUAAGUGGAUACACCGGUGUCAACUGUCAAACAGAUAUUGAUGAAUGCAUUAGCGGACCAUGUCGUAAUGACGGCACGUGCUUUGACGGCGUCAAUAUGUACACGUGUGACUGUGCAGAGGGAUGGGAAGGUGAUACAUGUGACGUAGCCAUCGACUUUUGUGCGAGUGGUCCAUGUAAGGAAGGAGCUACGUGUAUUAACAACAACAGCAAUGAUGGAUAUGAAUGUUACUGCCCAUCUGGAUAUGUCAAUGACGUAUGCACCACUGUGGAAGACCAUUGUGCAAGUGGUCCAUGUGAGAAUGGUGGCACGUGUCUAAAUACCGGUGAUGGUUAUGAAUGUCGCUGUCCUCCUGGUUAUGAAGGAACAAACUGUGAAACAGAUACCGAUGAAUGUGCUAGUGGUCCUUGUCAAAACUCUGGGACAUGCAUCGAUGCUGUAAACAUGUAUAGCUGUCAGUGUUCGGACGGUUUUAUGGGUGUUUACUGUGAAACAGUCAUCCCCGUCGACAUCAAUGAGUGUCUAAGUGGACCAUGCAUGCACGGAGGCACGUGCGUCGAUGGCGAUUACAUGUAUACUUGUACGUGUUCUAGUAGUUACACGGGAACAAAUUGUGAAACUGAAUUAGUUACUGACGUUGACGAGUGUGCCAGUGACCCCUGUGAUAAUGGAGCUACAUGCAUUGACGGAACUAACAAGUUCACAUGUAUUUGUCCAAGUGAUUAUAGUGGAACUACUUGUCAAAACGAUAUAGACGAUUGUUCACCAAAUCCGUGCAUUAAUGGCGGGGUGUGCACAGACUAUUUGAACUCAUUCACAUGCAGUUGUCCUGCCGAUUUCAUGGGAGAUACAUGUGAAUUUGCUGUAAGUGGAUGUUCAGGGAUGAACCCAUGUCGUAAUUGGGGUACUUGUGUUGAUGAAAGUGAUGGAUACCACUGCGAAUGUGUCGCUGGGUUUGAAGGGGAUCAAUGCGAAAUCAAUAUCAACGAAUGUGACCCAUUCCCAUGUCAUAUCGGACUCUGUGUUGAUUCAAUCAAUGAUUUCACAUGCUACUGCCCAAAUGGCUAUGCGGGUAAACUAUGUGAUGUUACUAUGACAAGUUGUACCACUGACACGUGUCUAAAUGGUGGGUUGUGUCACGACAUAAUUCCUGACAGUAUUUUUGUGCUUGUCUUAAUGGAUAUACUGGAACCCAUUGUGAAAUCAUGUUCCCAUUACGCAAUAGAUAUAAACGACUGUUUGCCAAGUCCCUGUCUGAACAGCGGAACGUGCGUCGAUGGCGUUCACGACUAUUCAUGCUCCUGCCCGUUUGGUUAUGGUGGGAAGAACUGUGAACUAGUUAUCAGCAACUGUGGUCCCAGUAUUUGUCAAAAUGGGGGAACUUGCCUGGAAGAACUCAACGGCUACGAGUGUGUUUGCGUACAGGGGUUCAGCGGACCACACUGUGAAUUCACUGAAGGUAACUGUGAUUCCGAUCCGUGUCUGAACGGCGCUACGUGUACUGAUGCCGGUGUGAACUCUUUCACAUGUCAGUGCCUGCCAGGCUUCACUGGAACAGUUUGUGAAAACGAUAUCAACGAAUGCCUAUCCAUUCCCUGUUUAAAUGGAGGUACAUGCAUCGACGCAGUGAAUGCGUAUACGUGUGUCUGUCAGUCAGGAUAUAAUGGUUUACUGUGUGAAAAUGUUGAAGGAGGCUGUGAUCCUGACCCGUGUGUGAAUGGUGGUACUUGUACUGAUGUCGGUGCAAACAGUUUCAUGUGCCAGUGUCUGCCAGGUUUCUUAGGAACAUUUUGUGAAAACGGUGAAUAA
Messenger RNA from Saccoglossus kowalevskii, 3504 nucleotides. RefSeq names its product neurogenic locus notch homolog protein 1-like. Lineage: Eukaryota; Metazoa; Hemichordata; Enteropneusta; Harrimaniidae. The record is from RefSeq and is a predicted model, not a curated record.